AACUCACUUGAUUUCUUGCAUCGAGCUCUUUCAUUCUUUUGUAUUUCUUCCUUUCCUCCUCAUUGUCCUUCUCCUAAUGGAUGAGACCAUGUCGUCUGCUCCCCACCUUUCAAGUCAAGCCUAUUUUUAGCCCCUUGUGUGCUUGGCAGAGGAAAGCGUGAAAGUGGGGACUGUGUGUUUGCAGAUUCUGGCAGUGACGGAAUGAAAGGAGACUGAAGAGGUGCUGUGGUUUUAAUGUUACAGAGGUGACAGAGAAUCGAGACUGAACAUGAUAUAAAUAGAAACGGGUAUGUUCGUAUUAAGAAGACGCAAAUGUUUUGUAUUUUUUAUGGCCAAUUCAUCAAAUUCAGACUGGCACAAAUCAUGCCACAGAAACAUUGUUGCCUAGGUGUUCAUCAACCUAAACUGCAAACACUAAAAUUGAUAUUAUAUAAAGUAUAACAUCAUAAAUAGUUCUAGUAAAAAGUGCUUGUAGUUGGGCUUUUUUCUGUGACUUUGUGAAAAUGGCUGUUUUCUGACCUGCAGUUUUUUUUUUUGCAUGUGUCCGCAUAGGCGGGAGAAAGGGAGUGUGCGUGGGAGGGAUGUUGUGUUGGAAUUGAGAUGGGAAUAAAAGGAAAAGGAAGGAUAGAGCAAGUAAUUUUAGUUUUACAUUAGACAGACUGCGUCCUUGAGGGAGCCUAAAAAUCUGAAGGUAAUGCAAUUUUGUGUUUGUGAGAGAUUAAUAGGUGGGUAUAUGCGGAAUGAAGGACUUUAUGGAUUGACAAGGGAAGGGGAUGCCUCUCUGUGCUCGUGCUCCGACAUCUGCUUACUGGCUAGAGCCAAGGGUGGGAGGAGUUUGUGUGCUCCUGCUGCAGCGGAGAGAGGGAGGGAGAGAGGCAAGGAAGGAGCGAGGGUGCAUCAGUGCCACAGAGCGAGAGAGGCUGCUUUCUGCAUCACACCAUUCUAUUUCUCAUUUACAUUCCAGAUGCUGGCUCCUCUUUGGAGAGCCCCUUCUGCAUAUGAAAUGCCAGUCACCACUUGCUGUUCCUUUAUCCUUGAUCACACAGACUUCCUCCACAUUGAUGUGAGGGAGCCGGGAGCCCGGCACGUGCUGAAGAGAUUCCCCACUCUUCAUUUGACUGACAAAUGAAGUUGCAGAGAAGACUGUGGAUUGCAUUCUUUUGGGAUUUGUAGGAAAGAAACAGUUUGUGAGUUAUCUUCUGUGCCUAUUUUUGUGUGUGAUUCUUUGGACAAAUAACUGUUUGCGAGCAACUGGGACAUCUGUGAUCGGAGUGGCAAGGAUUUUGGCUUCCUGUGGGUUUUUAAAAAAAAUAAAAAAUUCUGAACGUCCUGUGCCGGCAGCUGCCCGUCCUGCUGAAGCGCAGUUGUGCUGCUCCCAUUAAGGUGGGAGACUGAUAAGAGAGGGGGUACUGUUUGGAUUUUACAUGGAAUUGAAGUAACGGUCACCACCUUCCCCCUAAAGCAGUGUUUUACUCAUUAAGUGACUCUCCCUGGAAUACUGUAGCUGCUUGUGUGUAUUUUAGUGAAAGGAUUGCUGUGGGCACAGAAGACUAGUCGCCCAUUGCUGCUGAUAUGGAAGGCACCUGGCAUGGACACCUCCCCCAUAUCUAACAGGGACAGUCAUACUCUGGGAAGCCUUUGCUGAGCUAGGCCCCCAAGGAACUAGCACCCUAAUUGUGCGCCCAAGCGCACCCUGAACAAGAUGAAUGCAACUGAGCUGAACUAUACCACAGAACCCUUCUGCCUGCUGGACAUUGGCUACUCCCAGAUUUUUAACACCUGUCUACUUGAAGUUGCUGUUAUUCUUUUCUUGACAGUGCUCAUCAUCUCUGGAAACCUGGUGGUUAUCUUUGUGUUCCAUUGUGCCCCGUUACUCAGUCACCAUACCACUAGCUCCUUUAUACAGACCAUGGCAUAUGCAGACUUACUGGUUGGGGUUAGCUGUCUUAUCCCCUCCCUUUCCCUCCUGCACCAUCUGGAGGGUUUGAAUGAGAGACUCACCUGCAUGGUUUUUAGCUACAUGGUCUCUGUGUUGAAGAGUGUCUCCAUGGCCUCUUUGGCAUGCGUUAGUAUUGACCGCUAUGUUGCCAUCACACGACCUCUCUCCUAUACAGCUCUUGUCACACCCUGCCGUCUUCGCACUUGCAUUAUUCUUAUUUGGCUGUACUCAUCACUCAUCUUUUUGCCCUCUUUUUUUGGUUGGGGCAAGCCAGGAUACCAUGGAGAUGUAUUUAAAUGGUGCUCUUCCUGGGACACCCAACCUAUUUUUACUGCAUUUAUUGUUGCGGCCCUCUAUGCACCAGCAGCUUUUACAGUUUGUUUUACCUAUGCCCAUAUCUUUCGAAUUUGUCGGCAACACACUCGGCAGAUCAGUGAGCGGAGAGCUCGCUUUGGCCCACAGGAUCCUGAGCCAGGCGAGCAAGCCUGCACUGACAAACGUUAUGCCACUGUGCUCUUCCGUAUCACCAGUGUGUUCUACAUCCUCUGGUUACCCUACAUCAUUUACUUUUUACUGGAGAGCGCAGGGAUAUACCACCAUGCCAUUGCCUCAUUCCUGACCACAUGGCUGGCCAUAAGCAAUAGUUUUUGCAACUGUCUCAUCUACAGCCUGUCGAACAGCGCCUUUCGGAAAGGCCUCAAACGACUCUGCCUUCUUUGCUUGCAACGUACUGACAACAAGAAACCCCUAGGAGAGCCACCAGCCCCUUUACAACCUGCUUGCCAUGUGUAAAAUCAUUUUUGGCAUAAUACUGAGCUUGAUAUUUUUGACAAGGAUCUUGUCUGGUUAGAAGCAAAUACUGGAAAAAUAGUUCAGUAUCUGUGCACGUCCUGGGUUUGAUAGAGGCACAAUGACAACGGUUUGUUUGUCUGGUUCUAUAGUUGCAGGAUUACCCAGCAGGAAAAAAAUGGAUGCUUGGUCAUUAGAUAUUAAGUAGACAGCUUUAUGAGGGUGGUGUUUGCUGUUCUCGUUGGCAUUUGUGGAUAUGCCAUUCGCAGCAGUUUUUGCUACAUUGAUACAUUAAGCAAUGAGGAUAGGAUGAAAUCUCAUUCUUUCAGACUGGAUUGUCAUUGCAAAAGUCAUAGAUUGCAAUCAUUACAUUGGUCGCAUAAAGCAAAAACUGAAAUAUGCCGUCUGCUCCUCAACUGUCAUCUUAAAGAGGACAAGCUCUUUCAGUAACUUCAGCUAGCUGAUCUUGUAGACUUUGUGGAAAUCUGAUCGGCCUUUGGUGAGUGUCGGCUUAUAGUACUACUUAUGUGGUCAAAACAGUGAGAACAAGUCGUCUGUAUUUCUCCUGUUUACUGGCUCACAUUUGUUUUGAUGUAGGAACAACAACAAAAAAGGUCUCUUAGACUAAUUAAAAAACUCUAAAUAUUAUAGAUAAGACAAUCUUUUAAAAUUACAUUUUUGGCAUAUAAUUACAACAAUUAAAACCGUUUGUAAUAGUGGAUACCUGGGACACAUGACCUAUGUUUUUUUAGUUAUAUCUAAUUCUUGCCUCAAAUUUUCAAAGAAUAAUUUAUGAAGUCUAGGAAUCAAUGAUAAAUCUUGACCUUCAGCAAUCACAAUUGGAAUUUUUAGCAAAAUCCCCUUUUCCAAAGAGUGGUGAUUCUCUCUAGCCCUAAAGUUACACCACAAUUUUGUAGUCUUCCCAUUUUUCUGCUUAUUUAAAGCAAUGAAGGAAUUACAUAACUGUGCCUCUAGUCAGAGGACAUCAUCCUCAAAAAAUGCAGAUAUACAACUGCAAACAGACUGGCUAUUUUGCCUGACUCCUUUUUAACCUUUGAUCACACUGGAGACGAACUUCCUUGCUGAAAUGCAUCAACUCUUUAUUACAUAUUCCAACUGUCCUGCAAGUCGUUCUGAAAAAUCUGUUCAACAUCUUGGGGAAUUUGGUCGGAUUCAACUUGGAAUUUGGUUUGAUUGGACAUAUGGACUCUCGGAUUUGCCCUAUGCCCUGAAGUGUCAACCCUGUGUAACUCUUGCCUUGCUUGGCUUGUUUCCACAAGUUACAGUGUGUUUUAGUGGUUGGGAUGAAUAGUUAAGAAGAAUGUGGAACAUCUGUUCUAACAUAUUGUUCAAACGCACAAUGACACUGAAAAUAUUAAAUAAUGCAAUUAAGCACAAUACUGCAACACAUGACCAUAACAGAUGUUAAUUCUGUCAACGGACACUUAAGAUGAACAAUGCUGCAGUGGUAAAGUUUGCUGAUGUGGGCAGGAACUAAAAAGAUUGAACUCCAGGUGCAUUAGGACAUUUCAUGUGCAAAAAUUGUAAGUCAAAGGAAAAUCUACUGAAUAAUAAUAUCAGAGGUCAGAUUUAUAUGGAAAAUUUUCCACAUUGGGAUCUUUCUGCGCUGUACUAUUUAUCUUAAUGAAACAUUUAAGAAGCCUCUUACACAGAUUCUGUACAUAAUUCAUAUGUGGAGAUGCCAAGAAAAUUGUUAUUUGUGGUUUUUAUUUUCAUGCUGUGACUGAUUAUAAAUACACUCAUUUGGAUGGUACUGUUAAUGGUUUCUUAUGCAGAUAGCUUUGUCCUUAUAGUUGACCAAAGUAACAAUAUUUAUUGGUGUACUCUGAUUGAGUUAUUUUUUUAAAUAUUAGGUGUAUAUAUACAGGAGCUACAAAAUGUUUGAAGAUUGAAAAUACUUGUUGAAUGGAUUGCUUCUUUGUAGUAGGACGUUUAUUCUAUAACAGAAAAACAGUCUGCAUUCCUCUUUAUAUUUAAUGAAAGGAUAUUUAUGACCUUUACCUUCUCUUAAAUUGUUUUAAGAGAAUGUUUUCCAUCAGAGUGGGUUAUAUAUAAUGGCAUAUUCCCAAAUUCUUCUUUUUGUAUCACGCCAUUCUCUAAUUUGAUCACAAAUACAGUACUUUGACUGUCAGAUCUAGUUGUAUGCUAUGUCACUUUGAUUAAUGAAUGAAUUGCCUAUAGACUUGCUUUGAUAAUUGUAAUACUGUGAUGUGAAGAAGUGUCUUAUGACUUCAAAAGUCUCUCUUCGAGUGUAUGGUCAAGCUUUUGAUAGAUGAUGUGUAAAGUCUAAAAACUGCCGUAUCAUGGCAGGUUGCUGUGCAAUACUUCCACUCACUAGAGAGAGCUGGAUAGUGAUAGAAAACAUAUCGCACACAAUAGAAAAAGGGCUUGUAUUUUCUUUCCCCAAGUGUCCCGACUUGCUUGUUCAAAUGUACAUCUUGAUCUUGUUGCCUCUGACCAUAGGCUGUUUUUAAACCAGAGCUGAAAGAAUUUGCGUAUCUCAGUUUAGCCAUUAAACCGUCCAUCGCUUUAUUGAUCGCACAUGACCAUGUUUGUGCGCACACAUGCAUGGAUGUGUAUGUGCUUUAAACAGAACAAAGGCCCAUGUCUAUUCCAAGAACUUGUUUUUAGCAUUCGUCUUGAUUGCUAUUUAGACUUUAUAAUGCCCCUGGAGCUCUGGAUUUCUUCCUCCUCAUUGUAAGAAACAGUCCUCGUAUUUACAUGAGGGAAUUAAAUUAAACGGUGUAUUUAAUGGUCAUGCUUGAAAAGCUGCUUCCAAAACAUCCGUUUUUAGAUUGGUUGAGUUUUGAGAAACCAUCCAUUUGUUACUUUCAUUAAGACUGAUUCUGAGGUCUUACUCAUCGGUCAACAAAAAAUUUAUUGAAUUUGUAGAUGGGAUAAUUCCUAUGAAAAUCUGAAUCUCGAAGCAUGAGUAUCUGCUUAUUUUCAGAUGUUGUUUCUAUAAACUUGUUUCUGUCUGAAGGAUAUUGUAAGUUGGUUUUAUGUACAUUGUAUGUUUUGAAAUAAGAAUGGAUUUUGAGGCUCUAACACUGCCCAAACUGGUGUCGGCAUUGCAUGCUGUGCUUCAUAGGCAAUGGUACUUUUGUCGUGAGUAAAAGUUUGUCAAGUUUGUCAUGCGUAAAAGCUGAAAGAUUUUGACCUUUGGGACAUUUUAAUGCCAGAAGGCUUAUUUGUGUGUUUUUUUGAUGCCAAAGUCUGCUUUUUUCUUUCCUGUGGGAAAACUGCUCUGUUCCUGAAAUCAAAGUCAAGGGCUAGCGCUCUCAAGGGAGAGAAUCUCCCAAGAUGACUUGCUCUCCGCUGUGCCAUAUUAGGACGCAGGACCCAACCGGCCCCUGCCAUCGCAGAAAAUGGAGGGCUGAGCUGGAACAGCGUGCGUUUUCUCCCUGUGGAACACACUGCUGCGCGCACAAACAGACACACGCAGUCUAUUCCGAAAGCUUGUCUUGAUUUAAUUUAUUUGUGUCUUUUUAACAAUUUGUUCAAUUGCUGAGCCAGGCUUCUUAAUGAAUUGCUCAUGAUCUUGCCCUUCUAAGUGGGUCAGAUUUUUAUUUGAUUAACUAAAGAAUUUUUUGUUUCACCUUUCACCUUAAAGCAUUCCAAAUCAUAUUUCAUUUCUUAUCGUUUCUGAACACUUUUCACUUGAGGAUAUGAAAGCACUGCAGAGUCAACAUUUGGACCGACUUGAUCAGCUUGUCAUUGUUUCUUCAGCAUAUCAACAUCGUCUGGUGUGUGUAUGGCUGUAGCUGAGGUACUGAUGUAGCGUACCGCAAAUUUUGUAAUGAUGUCAUGUUUUAGAAAAUAAUUAUCAAUAAUAUAUUUAUAUUCUGGUAUAUCUGCACUGAGGAAAUAAAUGUGAUCUUAUCUGAUUACUG
Danio rerio (zebrafish) is the source of this 6642-nucleotide messenger RNA. NCBI's taxonomy places the organism in Eukaryota, Metazoa, Chordata, Actinopteri, Cypriniformes, Danionidae. The record is from RefSeq and is a predicted model, not a curated record.